AGUCCCCUUUAACCUUUGACCUGAUUCAGUGUUCGAUUGCUAACAAGGCAGCGUUCAAAGUUGUGCCCAUGCAAAUAACGGUAGUUAUAAUCUAGCACUACCUACUGAAUGUCAAAACAGAAAUUCUAACGUUACCUACACGUCUUUUAUCUGGAAGUCCACCCAGAAGAACAAUGUACUGCAGCUAAGGCCCUCCCUCUCCCCCCGAGAACAUCUGGCCUGUGGCUCUUGGAGGAAUGUUCAUCUCUUCAGAGGAACAGACACGUGCUCUAGGUGUCCCCAUGAGGGAGCAUUGCUGUUGAGAGCCCUCCUCCACAGGCCUCUUGCAGCUCAAAGGCAGAAAUGGACGAUUUCCCAACUCGGACUUAUGGGACAGCCGGACUGGAUAACAGGCCCUUGUUUGGGGAGACAUCCGCCAGGGAUCGAAUUGUCAAUUUAGUAGUGGGCGGACUCACAUCUUUACUAGUUCUAGUAACCAUUAUUAGUUCUUUUGUCUUUCCCUCAUUACCUCCAAGACCAUUGAAUAUUUUUUUUACCUUCUGCAUCCUAAUGAUAUGUGGUGCAGUUCUGGUUCUAAUAUUCUGGUAUCGUCAAGGAGAUCUGGAGCCCAAAUUCCGGAACCUGAUCUAUUAUAUCCUGGGUUCAGUAGUUUUGUUGUGUAUAUGUGCCAACUUGUAUUUUCAUGAUGUUGGGAAAUGAAUGAGUGAAUAUCAAGUAUGCCUUAAAGAGCCGCUCACAAAAUGAGAAGCUGUUAAAUGUGAUCAGGUUGUACCUUUCUUGAGCUUAUUAGAUAAUGGAAGCAUUUUGAUGAAAUAGAACCAUUUCAUAAGAUCGUUCAGAAACAAUUUUAAAUAUGAAGGCUUUGAUAUUGCCACCAUGUUUUGCAUGCAGGGUUGCACUUCUGAGCCUAUAAUGUAUUUAUAUGGCAUGUGGAAAAAGGCAAUGUAUCUCAGGUGUGAGUAGACACGCAUGUGAUGUCAUUACUCUAGAUAGGACUGCUGCCAUUUUCCAACUAUAACGCAUAGAACUUGUGGUUUUAUGGGUGGCAACAGAACUAAUCAGUUCUUCUAGAUUAAGAACUGAUUAGUUAAUUCUUUUAGAUGAAUACCAUGAAAUGUCCUAUGUACAUUUCUAGAAUAUCUGCUGGAAUAAUCAACCAAUGGAUCACUGGGUAGAUGGAAUUUAUAUAGAAAGAGAUUUAAAUAAGCCAACAGUCAUGUGGAGACAGUGCUGUGGGAAAAGCCAAGGCUACUUCAGCUUAAACUUUUUUAAGAUAUAAAAAUGUGUGUAUAUGCACAAAUGUGUAUAUAGAAGUGUGUGUGUAUACACAGAGUAUAUACACAUUCACACAAAAUAACUAUUUAUACAUUCCGAAUUUGCAAUAGUUUCUCAGUGCAAUUUUAAAAUAUUUUUCCCCCCUUUGGAGAUUACAUUCCUUUUAUUGUAGCACUUCUGUGAAUAUAUGGCAAAUAAUAAUGUUUAAUUUCUUAUCAUGAUUUCUGAAAAUCACUGCACUUUUGUCAUAUUGUAUAACUGGAGUUCUUUCUAACGGAAUAUCAGUGAGACUGUAAAUCUUCCAUUUUCUAUACCAAAUUUCUGUAAUAAACAGAUUGUUUAUUUUGGAUCUUGUA
Molecule: messenger RNA, 1631 nt
Organism: Anguilla anguilla (European eel)
Lineage: Eukaryota; Metazoa; Chordata; Actinopteri; Anguilliformes; Anguillidae
Gene: tmem243b
Product: transmembrane protein 243, mitochondrial b
Exons: 5
Coding region: 343-699 (118 amino acids)
Source: RefSeq, a predicted model, not a curated record